UUAUCAUUUGGGAUAUCUGGGGAUGUGGUUAUUUGGGAUAUCCGAAAUGAUAUCCAAAGUGAUCGAUCGUUUGGGAGAAUGGGAUCUGCAUGAUAUUAGAUUUAAUAUGAAAAGGGAAACAGAAAAGACUUUUAACUUUCGAGAAUAG
This is a messenger RNA of Funneliformis geosporum, 148 nucleotides long. Lineage: Eukaryota; Fungi; Glomeromycota; Glomeromycetes; Glomerales; Glomeraceae. The record is from the annotation of a GenBank genome assembly.